Rhododendron vialii is the source of this 588-nucleotide messenger RNA. RefSeq lists its product as uncharacterized. The record is from RefSeq and is a predicted model, not a curated record. Gene Ontology annotation, molecular function: nucleic acid binding. Bases 1 to 588 code for a protein of 195 amino acids. Gene Ontology annotation, biological process: DNA integration. The transcript has 3 exons. Lineage: Eukaryota; Viridiplantae; Streptophyta; Magnoliopsida; Ericales; Ericaceae.
AUGAUGAAAGACGCAGCUCUGGUGUUACACAUUGUCUCUGACAACGGAACUCAGUUCGUCGGCAAGGACCUCACCAACCUUUGUGCCGAGUUUGGGAUACGAUUCUUCAACUCCACACCAGCCUACCCCCAGGGAAAUGGCCAGGCAGAGGCCACAAACAAAACCGUCUGCGCCGGCAUCAAGCGUCAGCUAAACUCCAAAAGAGGAAAAUGGGCUGAAGAAUUGCCACGCGUUCUAUGGGCCUACCGGUCUACACCAAGGCGUUCAACGGGCCAGACACCAUUUUCAAUGGCGUUCGACAUGGAAGCCGUGAUCCCGUUGGAGUCCAAGUUUUCAACUCUCAGAACAGAAACAUUUGACCCCAAAACAAACAACGACGCUAUGGCGCAAGAGCUGAUUUUGGCAGAAGAAAAGCGUGAUGAUGCUCGCCUGCACCUCGCUGAAUACCAGCAGCAGGUGGCCAAGGGAUACAACCGCAGCGUGCGAGUCAAAAAGCUCGGCAAAAACCUACAAGCUAGCAACUACAACGAUUGGCCAACAUCCCUACCAACUACGCCGAACCCAAACCAAAGUGGGGGCUACGAAUAA